Molecule: messenger RNA, 478 nt
Organism: Symbiodinium sp. CCMP2456
Lineage: Eukaryota; Dinophyceae; Suessiales; Symbiodiniaceae
Source: the annotation of a GenBank genome assembly
GUCGAUCUGGGAGGAGCCCUGCUGCGACCUGCUGCCCUUCCUCUACUCCCGGGACUGGCUGGACGAGCGCCCUGACUCCCAGCUCACGCGCAUGGCAGCUCGCAUUGCGGAGUCGGGCUUCCGCGUGCAUGCCUUCUUGGUCAUGCUGGAGGACGUCCUUGAGCUCCGCCGCGCGAGCAGGCUCCUCUACGGCAAUUUGGGCCACGGCGAUCUCAUCUCUAGCGCUCGCCGGUUCCGGCGUACCAUGCACACUCAUGUCUUGCUUCGGCUGCCGGAUGUUCUUCAGACGCCGUUGAUUAUCGCGUGCGUCAACUUGCGCCAGCUGGUGGCAGCUUGCCGGGCGGCCGCGCUGGGCGAGCUCACCCCCGCUCCGGGCCCAGUCCAGAUUCUGGACACGAUGCUGGCGGAACGUCCGCUCCCGUACGUGAAGGAAGAGCUCAUGGACGACGAUGGCGAGCGCCGCCUGAUGGACGUCUGA